GGUCCGGCCGGGCGGCUGCGCAACCGGCACGGACGCGGCCUCUUGCGGCGGGUUCGACGGCCGGCCCCCGACGCUGGGGAGGACUCUGUCCCGGCGCGACACGGCGCUCUCCCGGAUCCGGUCCCGGCCCGCCGUCGCCCCCUUCACGCACCCGCUGGCGCACCAGAAAACCACCGAGGCCGAGCUCGUCGAGUUUGAGGGGCCCCAGGACCCCUACCACCCGCUCAACUGGCCGACGGACAAGAAGGUCAUCACGACCAUGCUCUACGGCCUCGUCACCAUGUCGGCGACGUCGGCGUCGUCGGCGUACUCGGCCGGCACGGCGCAGAUCGCCGCAGAGUUCGGCGUCGGGCAGCAGGUCGCCAUCCUCGGCACCACGCUGUUCCUGCUCGGCUUCGGCCUGGGCCCGCUGCUGUGGGCGCCGCUGUCCGAGGUCUACGGCCGGCGACUCGCGGUGCUCACGCCCAUGUUCGCCGCCAUGUGCUUCUCGUUUGGCUCCGCGACGGCCAAGGACUACCAGACGCUCAUGCUGACGCGCUUCUUCUGCGCCUUCUUCGGCUCGGCCCCCGUCAGCAACACGGGCGGCGUCAUGGGCGACCUCUACAGCCCGGCGUACCGGGGGUUCGCCAUGGCCGGCUACGCCAUGGCCGUCGUCGGCGGGCCCACCGUCGGCCCCAUCGUCUCCGCCGCCGUCGUCGCCCACCCGGCGCUCGGCUGGCGCUGGACCGAGUACAUCUCGGGCAUCCUCCAGGGCGCCACCUUGCUCAUGGCCGUCAUCUUUGUCGACGAGACGUACCCGUCCAAGCUCCUCGUCGACAAGGCCUCGCGCCUGCGCCACGAGACGGGCAACUGGGCCCUGCACGCAAAGUUUGAGGAGUGGGACGUCUCCAUCGUCGAGCUCUCGAGGAAAUUCCUCCUGCGGCCCGUCCAGCUGCUCACGACGCCCAUCUGCUUCCUCGUCGCCCUGUACGCCAGCUUCUGCUACGGCAUCCUGUACAUGCAGCUCGGCGCGGUGCCCAUCAUCUUCCACCAGGGGCGCGGGUGGUCCACGGUGUCGAGCUCGCUCCCCUUCCUCGCCAUCUUCACGGGCUCCUUCCUCGGCGCCGGCAUCAACUCGCUCAACCAGGUCGUCUACAACAAGUCGUACCGCGCCGCGGGCAACCGCGCCGUGCCCGAGAAGCGCCUCCCGCCCAUGAUGCUCGGCAGCGUACUCUUCGCCGUGGGCCAGUUCAUCACGGGCUGGACGGGUCCCAAGCUAGAAAUACACUGGAUCGUGCCCGUCAUCGGCCUCGUCCUCACGGGCGUGGGGUUCAACACCAUCUUCCAGGCCGCCCUCAACUACCUCGUCGACACGUUUCAGAUGUACGCCGCCAGCGCCAUCGCCGCAAACACCUUCUUGCGCAGCUGCUUCGCCGCGGCUUUCCCCUUGAUCGUGGGGCCCCUGUACAGCAACAUCGGCGUGGGCCCCGGUGCCAGCAUCUUUGCCGGGUUCGCGGCCCUGCUCAUCCCCGUGCCGUUUGUGUUUUACGUGUUUGGCAGGAGCAUCAGGGCCAAGAGCAAGUGGAGCAAGGCCAGCGUGUGGUGAAUGAUGAUGAUAAUGAUGAUGCACAGGACAGAAAACGGGGCCGAGUGCAGGAGUUGGGAGGGGAAGAUUGGGAUGCAUUGAUUUUGAUUUUCAAACAAGAAGGAGUUAGAUUUGCAUAAAUACCCAGACCAUAUAGUAGAGUAAUACAGCCAUGAUGCACUUUGCAACACAAGUUACCAAAG
Messenger RNA from Microdochium trichocladiopsis, 1767 nucleotides. Its product is annotated as major facilitator superfamily domain-containing protein. The record is from RefSeq and is a predicted model, not a curated record. Gene Ontology annotation, molecular function: transmembrane transporter activity. The transcript has a single exon. Gene Ontology annotation, biological process: transmembrane transport. Lineage: Eukaryota; Fungi; Ascomycota; Sordariomycetes; Xylariales; Microdochiaceae. Bases 260 to 1585 code for a protein of 441 amino acids.